Molecule: messenger RNA, 2118 nt
Organism: Zasmidium cellare ATCC 36951
Lineage: Eukaryota; Fungi; Ascomycota; Dothideomycetes; Mycosphaerellales; Mycosphaerellaceae
Exons: 2
Coding region: 1-2118 (705 amino acids)
Source: RefSeq, a predicted model, not a curated record
AUGGAUGAAGAGUUCGACGCACCCUUCUCGCCAGUGAAAGAGUGCAUAGUCAGGGCCACGCUGGAGUCAACCUUCCUUCGCUGCAUGGGCGAACUUACCAACAGGUUCGUUGACGCUGGGGCCAGUCUCUCCAUUGCCGGGGUUUUGAUCAUUCAGAGCAUGGCGGUGGAGACUGGGCAACCUUUGCCAGCACUUACGAGUCUGCAGCAGCUUCUGUGCGACUCCGCAUUUGAACCAUCGCCCAUGAUUGAUAGCUUGUACGUUUACAAGCCUUUCCCGUAUCCAGAGCAUUGGUUUCGCAUUCUGGUCCUGUCGCCAGCCCAGAAAAGGGACGACCCCAUCAAGUGUUCUCUGGCGUUUGAACUGCUUUCAAGCAAGGCGAAUUACGAAGCACUUUCAUACGCUUGGGGCGAUGAAGCAAACAAACGCACCAUCUACAUAGAGGACCAACCAUUUGAAGUCACCUCCAACUUGUUUGGCGCUUUGAAGGAGUGUCGAUACAUUGGCAGAAAACCUCGAGUGCUUUGGGUAGACGCAGUAUGCAUCAACCAACGAGACGUUGCGGAGAAAAACGUACAGGUGCAGAACAUGGCUACAGUCUACCAGCGGGCCAGCAGGGUCUUGGUCUGGGUCGGACCUAUCAGCAACACCAGUGCGAUGUUCUGGCAAGUACUAGAUUUGUAUCGUACCAGGAGAACCCUCUGGCAAGCCGAGCAUCCUGAUCACGACCAGAGUCACUUCUUCAUGCCCUUACAUCUUCCCGUCCAGGCACGUCUUGCUGUAAACAAGUUCCUUUCUCGAUCAUGGUUUGGGCGUGCUUGGGUCAUCCAAGAAGUUGUCCUGGCAAAAAGCGCUAUCAUUCGUUGCGGACAUCGCGAAAUCGACUGGGAGACAUUCAGCUAUUUCGUGUGUGAUUUCCGACAUGCGUAUGUGACGGACACGUGCGAUAGCGAAUACUCUAGGCCUAGGCGGUCUCUAGGAUUGUCGGGAAGAUUCCACCACAAAUACAACGAAGCACUCGACGGCUCACGACUACUCAACCUGCCAGCCGCUGUUCUAGCGUUCCGCUUCGCACGUGAAAAAAAGAGGAGGCUAACGUUGUGUGAGCUUCUCACAUACUCUCGUGUACAAUCCUCCAAGGAUCCCCGCGACAAAAUCUACUGCAUAUUAGGUCUCCUGGACGCCGAGGAACGUGCACGCCUACCCACGCCAGACUAUUCUGCACCUUUCCAGAGCGUUUUCUGUGCUUGGACAAAAAGCUCCAUCAUCGAAACGGGCACACUGACGCUGCUCGCCGCGGUAUACCCUUGGAGGAGCAGUCGUUCACUGCAGCCCAGAGACCUCCCCAGUUGGGUCCCUGACUGGCGAUCCGACCAUCCCGACCCUACAUUCAAUACUUCGCGGAUGCUACUGGAGUCUUUCCAAAUCAAAGAGUCCUCGAUCUUCAAUGCAGGGCUAUAUCGCAAAUCACCAUACCCAUUCAAGUUUCUUGUAGAUGACAGGGUACUGUGUGCCCAAGGCAUUCGGCUGGGCACGAUUUUGACAUUUCCUGUCAGCGGUCCGAUGGGCUUCCAAAUUUCUGAUGAUACUUCACGCACCCUCGACGACAAGAUGCGACGGAUGUUAUCCGAACACAGACGGGCAUUGAUUUAUCUGAAGCAGUUUGUACGAGACGAAUUUUGGCGGACAGUUUCAUGGGACAAUGCUGCCAAAAGUGUUUUCAAGGCAUUGCUGAGUAGCCGACGCAUUGGGCACGACAAAUCUGUGUUUGUGAAUGGCUGCCCCUUCCCGCCCACUAACGACCAAGAGGAAGCCGUGCUCCUCGCAUAUGGCGAGGAAGACUAUCGAUUCGAAGACGACUUUCAAAUCAGCAUGCUGGGCGCCAUGGGAUCCGUUGCACGCCUAUCUUCAGGGCACCUUGGCUCCUUCCCUCCAAGGGUAGAAGAAGGCGACGAAGUGGCCAUCCUCUUCGGCCAUGACAAGCCUGUUGUGCUUCGUGCAUGUUGCGGUUAUUACACCUUUGUUGCUGAGUGUUAUGUUCAUGGAGCCAUGGACGGCGAAAUCGUUCGAGAUCAGGAAGCCGGCAAAUACGCAGUUGAAGAGGUUCAGAUUGCGUAG